This is a messenger RNA of Pocillopora verrucosa, 1042 nucleotides long. RefSeq lists its product as uncharacterized. The record is from RefSeq and is a predicted model, not a curated record. Gene Ontology annotation, biological process: cell differentiation; anatomical structure morphogenesis; regulation of transcription by RNA polymerase II. Gene Ontology annotation, molecular function: RNA polymerase II cis-regulatory region sequence-specific DNA binding; DNA-binding transcription factor activity, RNA polymerase II-specific. Lineage: Eukaryota; Metazoa; Cnidaria; Anthozoa; Scleractinia; Pocilloporidae.
CAUUUAGUGACGUCCUAUUAGAACCAUCACGUACUUCAAACGUAAACCAAAGAGGAACAUUAAUAACGUCUACCAAUAGCAGCUUGUAGAGCUCCAACUGAAAGAAUCUAGACUUCCUAUUGUGCUACUUCCUCAAUCACAUUAUUGGAUAGAGUACCUACUGAUAAAUAUUCAAAUACAUAAACACCGACGUGGCACUUAAACGAAUCGAAAGUUGUCGAAGCGUAAUUCUGAGUCACUUGAAGCAGUGAACGGCAUCAUUUCAAAGAGGGCGAAACAUGCUGCUCAUUUUCGUCAUCAUUUUGGCUUCAGCCGCAAUACAAGGUAUAACCGCAGAAAGAAAGGUGGAUAUACGAUUUUUUGACAGAAGUUACACCGCUAACCAAGAGGAAAUAGAGAGAAAAUUAAGCAGAGCAGCCCUGAUCGAGCGGGGUUACAGUAAAACAACAUCUACCCAAACAGACGAAGGAUUACUUCAUCUCAUCGUCCGCUAUAGGAAAAUCGUCCCCUGCCACAAUAUCACAAAAGUCGAAGAAGAAUUACGUAGAAGUAUGCCUGGUAUCUGGGGACAAGAUGUUUCAGACCAAGUUCGAAAAGAAGCCCUAAUGAAAAAAUGGAAAAAUCAACAAUGUACCGCCGGAAUUGAAAUUCAUGUUCCCAAAAAUGCUUGUCAACAGAAAAAGAAAGUUGUAAAGCGUGGAAUUAAGCUACAUUGUGAAAACCCCGAUUGCUUUUUUUGCUUCCGAGUUUCGUCAAUAAGUCAGUAAACCGGCCGUUAAAUUGUAAUUUUAGCAUUAGCUGACACUUAAACUUCAACUGAUUUUUGACUAGUUUGAAAAUUACAUCGAUUUUUAAAAACAUAAUAGUAUUGUAGCAGAUCAGUGACAAUUGUCAACUAGUCAUUUAGAAGCUUCAAAUGUAAAACUGAAAAAUGUAAUCAUUAAUUAGAUCUAUUUGCCAAGCACACGCUGAGUCAAAACUGUGAAGACAAGGCAGGCAACUAAGCUCCUGAUAUGGACAAUAAAGGCUAUUUUGCAUCAAA